Syngnathus acus (greater pipefish) is the source of this 769-nucleotide messenger RNA. It is a transcript of the gene mzt2b, whose product is annotated as mitotic spindle organizing protein 2B. The coding region runs from base 131 to 742 and encodes 203 amino acids. The record is from RefSeq and is a predicted model, not a curated record. NCBI's taxonomy places the organism in Eukaryota, Metazoa, Chordata, Actinopteri, Syngnathiformes, Syngnathidae. Gene Ontology annotation, cellular component: spindle; centrosome. The transcript has 5 exons.
CUUGAUGAUGACGCAUUGAUCCGUGCGCCGUAUUUGUUUACAGUUUAGCUGUCGGAAGCUGAUGAAAACGGCGCUCAAAACUAAUUUAACGUUCGUGUGAUAAAUAUAAGUAUCAGACGUUCCUGCCACAAUGUCCCAGCAAGCGGCACCCUCCGCUGCGGACUCCCCGGCGUUGGUGGUGACCACCAGCGUGCAGAAAUACGCCAUAAAGAAAAAGGAGAUCCUAAACGCAGAGGAGAGUGAGUUGUAUGAGCUGAGCCAGGCUGCGGGCAUCACUGUGGACCAGGAAGUGUUCAAGAUCCUGGUGGACUUGCUGAAGAUGAACGUGGCCCCUCAAGCGGUCUUCCAGACUCUGAAGGCCAUGUGUGCCGGCCAAAGGGUCACCGAAAGCUGUGGCGGCGAUUCCGUCACGGCCUCUCACGGCGCCGGAAUCACCACGACCAAGGCGGAUGCCAGAGAUGAGAUCUCCGGAAAGAGUGCUAAAGUCCCCGCGGGUGUUUCCACGGGGCCCGGACCCCGAGCCACCAGGGUCAGCGCCAAAAUGGCGGCCUACGGCUCCCAAGACGUCGGCAGCGCUCCUCAUGCUCAAGCAGCGCGAAGCAAAGCGACAUCCUCUUCAUCAACAAAUCCCGCCGACAAGACACGUGAUGCCUCUGGCCAGCGCGUGCAACGGCAGCCCAGCGCCAGCAGGGGACAGAAGACCAAAAGCUCUGGAAGCAGCAGCUCCUCCUCGCAGAUGUGACCUGACUACAGACAAUCAUGGAAAUAG